Messenger RNA from Micropterus dolomieu (smallmouth bass), 5868 nucleotides. RefSeq names its product sodium channel protein type 4 subunit alpha B-like. The coding region runs from base 7 to 5868 and encodes 1953 amino acids. Gene Ontology annotation, biological process: membrane depolarization during action potential; neuronal action potential; sodium ion transmembrane transport. Gene Ontology annotation, molecular function: voltage-gated sodium channel activity; protein binding. The transcript has 26 exons. NCBI's taxonomy places the organism in Eukaryota, Metazoa, Chordata, Actinopteri, Centrarchiformes, Centrarchidae. Gene Ontology annotation, cellular component: plasma membrane; axon; voltage-gated sodium channel complex. The record is from RefSeq and is a predicted model, not a curated record.
GAAAAGAUGGCAGCCAUGCUGUUACCAACGGGUCCUGAUGGCUUGCGGCGGUUCACUCGCGAAUCCUUGGCUGCGCUGGAGCAGCGGAUUGCGGAGGAGCAGGCCAAGAACGCCAAGGAUUGUAAGGACGCUUACAGGAACGCAGAGCCACCCAAACCCAGGGCUGACCUGGAAGCAGGCAAGCAGCUGCCACGCAUCUUCGGUGACAUCCCUCCAGAACUUAUCGGGGUGCCACUGGAGGACAUUGAUCCGUUUUACUACAAGAACAAGAGGACUUUUAUAGUACUUAACAAAGGAAAGGCCAUCUUCAGAUUCAGUGCCACAUCUGCACUUUACAUAUUAAGUCCAUUUCACUUCAUCAGAUCAAUCGCCAUAAAAAUUUUAGUCCACUCAUUAUUUAGCUUGUUCAUAAUGUUCACUAUACUGACCAACUGUUUCUUCAUGGCCAUGUCUGAUCCAGCACCAUGGACCAAGUACCUGGAGUACACUUUCACUGGCAUUUACACUUUCGAGUCGGCAAUAAAGAUGUUUGCGAGAGGAUUCUGUAUAGUGCCGUUCACCUUCUUGAGAGAUCCAUGGAACUGGCUGGACUUCACCGUCAUUGUCAUGGCAUAUGUGACAGAAUUUGUAGACCUUGGAAACGUCUCAGCAUUAAGAACCUUCAGAGUACUACGAGCACUCAAAACCAUCUCAGUCAUCCCAGGUCUCAAGACCAUCGUCGGCGCUUUGAUUCAGUCUGUGAGGAAGCUGGCAGACGUGAUGAUCCUGACCGUCUUCUGUCUUAGCGUGUUUGCCCUCAUUGGCCUGCAGCUUUUCAUGGGCCUACUACGACAAAAGUGCAUCCGCAGCCUCUCGCACUGUGUUAACUCCUCCUACAGCGCCAACGCAUCCUUCAUCUGCAACAACAGAACCUGGAGCUCCAGGGCAGAUUUCCUCAGCAAUGAAGAUAAUUUUUACAAAGUUGAAGGAGCAAAGGAUGCCUUAAUAUGUGGAUAUGGAAGUGAUGCAGGGAAGUGUCCAGAUGGAUUUGACUGCCUAAAAGUAGGGAGGAAUCCAAACUAUGGCUACACUAGUUUUGAUACCUUCGGCUGGGCUUUCCUGGCCCUCUUCCGACUCAUGACGCAAGACUACUGGGAAAAACUGUUUCACCAGACGUUACGCUCAGCAGGGAAGACCUACAUGGUUUUCUUUGUGCUGGUAAUCUUCCUGGGCUCCUUCUACCUGGUCAACCUCAUCCUGGCUGUAGUGGCCAUGGCCUAUGAGGAGCAGAAUCAGGCAACCAUCGCCGAGGCCUGGCAGAAGGAGAGGGAGUUUCAGCUGGCUAUGGAGCAUCUUCGCUGCGAGCAAAGAUUGGCAGCAAAAAGACAAGCACAAGAUACAGACUCAGUGUUGUCCCCAGAAUUGUCUCCGUUUUGUCUGAAGACAGGCAGCAUUCGUCGAAGCAGCAGCAGAAGAAGAAGAUCACACAGAACGUUGUCUGAGGAAACUGCAGAGGAAGCUGCGGAAGAGAAGUUUGACCCACUGGAUGAGCCAAUGCCUCCUCUGUCUCCUAUUCCAGUCCACCCUCUGCUGGCCACGCUGUCGUCUCACCCCCUCAGCACCAGGAGAGGAAGCCAGAACAGCAUCUUCAGCUCUUUCCGGGUACGCAACAACUCGGAGGCUGACUUUGGGGAUGACGAGUACAGCGUUCAUGGGGACGCCUUCAGGAGUCGCACCAAUUCAUCGGCAACACCAUGGAAGAGAAGGACGGGCAGUGUGCGGAGCCACUGCUCCCAAAUCUUCACCCCCAGCCUCAAUGUCAAUGGUCGGCUCAAUGUUUCCCUAGACCAGAACGGGGUCACCACUCUGGGCCUACACACUCCCACCUCCAUGCCUGCUUACAGCAUGGAGAGGAUCAGAGAAGACACAAAGUCCACCAGCGCGGAGGACACGGUUCCCAGACCUCUCCUUCAGCCUUCCCCGACAGUGACCGAGCCUCCUCCAGUGCGCAGGAAAAGAGGGAUGAGCUCUGUCAGCUUCCUCAGCGAUGCCAUGGAUGAGCUGGAGGAGUCGAGGCAAAAGUGUCAUCCCUGCUGGUACACAUUUGCCAAGAAGUACCUGAUAUGGGACUGCUGCCCGUGGUGGCUGAAGAUGAAGGAGUGGGUGAAGUUCAUGGUGAUGGAUCCUUUCCUGGAUCUGGGUAUCACCAUAUGCAUUGUGCUGAACACCCUCUUCAUGGCCCUGGAACACUACCCCAUGACUGAGGAGUUCAACACGAUGCUUUCAGUGGGCAAUCUGGUGUUCACGGGGAUCUUUACAGCUGAGAUGGUGCUGAAGCUCAUUGCCAUGGACCCCUACUACUACUUCCAACAGGGCUGGAAUAUCUUUGACGGCAUCAUUGUUUGCCUCAGUCUGAUGGAGUUGGGUCUCUCCAAUGUAGAGGGGCUGUCUGUCCUGCGAUCUUUCAGACUAUUACGAGUCUUCAAGCUGGCAAAAUCUUGGCCCACUCUCAACACUCUCAUCAAAAUUAUCGGCAACUCAGUCGGCGCCCUGGGAAACCUGACGCUGGUGUUAGCCAUCAUCGUCUUCAUCUUCGCUGUGGUGGGCAUGCAGCUGUUUGGCAAGAACUACCAGGACUGUGUGUGUAAGAUCUCAAUUGAUUGUCAGCUGCCUCGCUGGCACAUGAAAGAUUUCUUCCACUCCUUCCUGAUCGUGUUCCGGGUGCUGUGUGGCGAAUGGAUCGAGACCAUGUGGGAUUGUAUGGAAGUUGCCGGGCAGCCCCUCUGUAUCCUGGUGUUCAUGUUGGUCAUGGUCAUAGGGAACUUGGUGGUGUUGAAUCUCUUUCUAGCCCUGCUGCUCAGCUCCUUUAGCUCCGACAACCUCACUGCUCCAGAUGAGGAUGGUGAUUUAAACAAUAUUCAGAUUGCCAUUGCCCGCAUCAACAUCGGUGUUUCCUGGCUCGUGACAAGACUGGCCGACCUCUUCAAUCGCAGCUUAAAGCGUCGAAAGCAGAAGGCCAAAGAAACCAGUCAGGCCAUCAAACUGGUUGGAAAUCAUGUGGAAAGCAAUGGGGGAAUUUUUGGACGUUAUGGAGAGAAGUACGUCAUACCAGAGGAGGACAGCUACAUGACAAAUCCGAAUUUGACUGUCAUUGUUCCCAUCGCACCCGGAGAGUCAGAUGUGGAGUUUCUGGAGGAGGAGGAGAUUUCUGAGUCAUCAGAGGAUGAAGACAACAAACCAGAGGAGAUCAGCCUAUCGGAGGGCAGCACGGUGGAUCUGAGGAAGCCUGGAGAAGAGAUAGACAACUUAUCAGAGCUGGCUGAAGAGAGUAUGGAGCCGGAGGAAUGCUUCCCAGAAUUGUGCACGAGGCACUGUCAAUGCUGCAACAUUGAUACCAGCCGUGGUCUGGGCCAGGCCUGGUGGAGGCUGAGGAAGACCUGCUACCAGAUCGUGGAACACAGCUGGUUUGAAACUUUCAUCAUCUUCAUGAUCCUGCUCAGCAGUGGGGCUCUGGCAUUCGAAGACAUCUACAUUGAGAAGAGAAAAGUCGUAAAGGUGGUGUUGGAGUCUGCCGACAAGGUUUUCUCCUACAUCUUUGUGCUGGAGAUGUUCCUCAAGUGGAUUGCAUACGGCUUCAAGAAAUAUUUCACCAACUACUGGUGCUGGCUCGACUUUCUUAUUGUGGAUGUGUCUUUGAUAAGUCUGGUAGCAAAUUCACUGGGAUAUUCCGACUUUGCUGCGAUCAAGUCCCUGAGGACCCUGCGGGCUUUAAGACCUCUCAGAGCUCUGUCCAGAUUUGAGGGCAUGCGGGUGGUCGUGAACGCUCUUAUAGGAGCCAUCCCCUCCAUUAUGAAUGUGCUGCUCGUGUGUCUUAUCUUCUGGCUCAUCUUUAGCAUCAUGGGGGUGAACCUGUUCGCCGGCAAGUUCGGGAAGUGUGUGAACAGAACGGGUUUCAUCCACAGUGUCUCUGUAGUCAACAACAAGUCAGAGUGCCUCGCUAUGAACGACACCCAGUUCUACUGGACAAAAGUGAAGGUCAACUUUGACAACGUGGGACUCGGCUACCUUUCCCUUCUGCAAGUGGCUACAUUCAAAGGAUGGAUGGAAAUAAUGCAUGCAGCUAUUGAUUCAAGAGGAGUGGAGGAACAACCCAUCAGAGAAAUCAACCUCUACAUGUACCUAUACUUCGUCGUCUUCAUCAUAUUCGGCUCCUUCUUCACCCUCAAUCUCUUCAUCGGUGUCAUUAUUGACAAUUUCAAUCAGCAGAAAAGAAAGAUGAGUGGACAGGAUAUCUUCAUGACUGAAGAACAGAAGAAGUAUUAUAACGCUAUGAAGAAGUUAGGAUCUAAAAAGCCUCAAAAGCCAAUACCAAGGCCUGGGAACAUUAUCCAAGCCUUUUUCUUCGAUCUCGUGUCCAAGCAAGCCUUUGACAUCAUGAUCAUGAUGCUCAUCAUCGUCAACAUGGUGACCAUGAUGGUGGAAACCGAUGAGCAGUCAGAGCGCAUGGAGUCCAUCCUCAACAAGAUCAACCUGGUCUUCAUCGUGAUCUUCACCACUGAAUGCCUGAUCAAGAUCUUUGCCCUCCGUUGCUAUUUUUUUACAGUUGCGUGGAACAUCUUUGAUUUUGUGGUGAUAAUUCUCUCUAUUGUGGGGAUUGUUCUUGCAGACAUCAUUGAGAAGUACUUUGUAUCUCCGACCCUGUUUCGAGUCAUCAGACUGGCAAGGAUAGGACGUGUACUUCGACUUAUACGUGCAGCCAAAGGAAUACGGACUUUACUGUUUGCCUUAAUGAUGUCCAUGCCAGCACUGUUCAACAUUGGCCUCCUGCUUUUCCUCGUCAUGUUCAUCUAUGCUAUCUUCGGUAUGGCAAACUUUGCCUACGUGAAAAAACAAGAUGGGAUUGACGACAUGUUUAACUUUGAGACCUUUGGGAAUAGUAUGAUCUGCCUUUUUCAGAUCAGUACCUCGGCAGGUUGGGACAACCUCCUGAGCCCUAUAAUGGCCAGCUCCCCAGAAGAGUGCGACGUUAAUUUUGUUAACACUGGCACUAACACCCGGGGAAACUGUGGCAGCCCCUCAAUGGGCAUAGCUUUCUUUGUCAGUUACAUAAUCAUUUCUUUCCUCAUUGUGGUAAAUAUGUAUAUAGCUAUCAUUCUGGAGAACUUCAGUGUUGCCACAGAGGAGAGUACAGAGCCACUGAGCGAGGACGACUUUGAAAUGUUUUAUGAGGUUUGGGAGAAGUUUGACUCUGAAGCCACACAGUUCAUUGAGUUUUCCAUGCUGUCGAUCUUUGCUGACACUUUGUCGGAGCCACUGCGCAUAGCCAAGCCCAACAGGAUAAAGCUGAUCGCCAUGGACCUUCCCAUGGUCAGUGGGGAUAGGAUCCACUGCCUGGACAUCCUGUUUGCCUUCACAAAGCGUGUCCUGGGAGAGUCGGGUGAGAUGGACGCUCUCAAGCAGCAAAUGGAGGAGAAGUUCAUGAUGACAAAUCCCUCCAAGAUCUCCCACGAGCCCAUCACUUCCACACUGCGCCGCAAACUGGAGGAGGUGUCCGCGAUCAUCAUCCAGAGGUGUUACAGGAGGCAUCUGGUACGCCGCCAGAUGAAGCAGGCAUCUUACCUCUACAGACAAAUAAACUACGAGACUGUAGUGGAUGUGGAGAAUGCUCCAGAGAGGGAGGGGCUGAUAGCCUCCAUGAUAGAGCACUAUGGACCUGUGGGGGUGGAGGUUGUACAGACAGAGGAAACAGAGGAAACUCUAAUGUCCUCACCACCAUCUUAUGAAAGUGUAACCAGGGCAGCCAGUGACCUCUCUGAGGUCGUCAGACCGAUAUCCAGAGACUCUAAACUCGGGGAGCCUGGUGAAAACUAUGAGGAAACGUUUCUUUGA